This is a messenger RNA of Eurypyga helias (sunbittern), 1699 nucleotides long. RefSeq names its product UV radiation resistance associated (gene UVRAG). Gene Ontology annotation, molecular function: SNARE binding. The transcript has 8 exons. The record is from RefSeq and is a predicted model, not a curated record. Lineage: Eukaryota; Metazoa; Chordata; Aves; Eurypygiformes; Eurypygidae. Gene Ontology annotation, biological process: SNARE complex assembly. The annotation marks the transcript as partial. Gene Ontology annotation, cellular component: endosome; lytic vacuole.
AAAAAGGAGAGUGAAUGUUUACAGUUGAAGAUCCUGGUGCUACGUAAUGAACUGGAGAGGCAGAAGAAGGCCCUUGGUCAAGAAGUAGCCUUGUUGCAUAAGCAAAAAAGUACUUUGCAUGAUAGAGGAAAUGCAUUUGAGGCUGAAUACCAGAAACUUCAAGAACAUAACGAAUCCUUGCAUGAAUUAAGAAAGGAAUGCACUGCUAAGAGAGAACUGUUUCUGAAGACAAAUGCCCAGCAGACUAUUCGAUGCAAGCAAUUGCUGUCAGAGCUAUCCUAUAUCUACCCUAUUGAUCUGAAUGAUCAAAAGGAUUACUUUGUUUGUGGAGUCAAGCUUCCUAAUUCUGAAGACUUUCAAGCAAAAGAUGAUGGAAGCAUUGCUGUUGCCCUGGGCUACACGGCUCACUUGGUUUCAAUGAUAUCCUACUUCUUACAAGUGCCACUCAGGUAUCCCAUAAUUCACAAGGGCUCCCGGUCUACGAUCAAAGAUAAUAUCAACGACAAGCUAACGGAGAAAGAGCGAGAGUUUCCUUUAUAUCCCAAAGGAGGGGAGAAGCUUCAGUUUGAGUAUGGAGUAUAUCUUCUCAACAAAAAUAUAGCACAGCUCAGAUAUCAGCAUGGGCUCAGUACUCCAGAUCUAAGGCAAACUCUUCCUAACCUGAAAAACUUCAUGGAGCUUGGGCUAAUGGUUAGAUGUGAUCGACACCAUACAUCCAAUGCAAUUCCCGUUCCAAAGAGACAGAGCUCUAGCUUCGGCAGAUUGGAUAUUGGCUUUUCUAGUGGGCUUCCUUCUCCGGAUAAAGGACUCCGAAAACGAGCCAGCACGGGAAACGAAAGACUGCAGUACAAAACUCCUCCUCCUAGUUACAACUCUGCUUUAACACAGCCUGUUGCUAUCACAUCCCGUGUGGGAGAGUUAGAUAAAAAACCUGGAUCCAUAUCUUCCUCCUUGGAUACCCCUAUGGACUCAUCGAAAGGAAAUACCAAGCAAGGCGAGGACUUGUGCGGCAGUUUAAAUGGAGAAAACGGGAGCCUAAACAAUACCCAAGACUGUCAGGAGUCUUUCCUAGGACAUACUAGUGCAAUAAACGGGGCGUUUCUGCCCGGUGAGUGCUCUGGCACCGCAAGCAACGAGCAGCCCUGUGAGUUUCGGCCCCCGCUCGGCCCUGUCCUUUGCUGCACUGUGGAGCAAGCGGAGGAGAUCAUGGGAAUGGAAGCGACGGGGUUCAGCACGGGAGAUCAGCUAGAAGACUUUAACUCCAUCCCGGUGGAACAUGCCGUGGCGGUGGAGUGCGAUGAACAAGUUCUGGGAGAGUUUGAGGAGUUCUCUCGAAGGAUCUAUGCACUGAAUGAAAACAUGUCCAGCUUCCGCAGGCCGCGUAAAAGUUCGGACAAGUGAGCUCGGACAGGGAUUUGAUAGCAGACAUUGAGGUGAAAUCAGUGAUCUGGAAUAGAGAUAAAAUUGCACUUAUUCUUUAUAUUAAUUAUAAAAAAUAAAAAAAAGCUAAAGCUGUUCCUAUGGUGUUUAGACAAACGGACUUGAGCACGAUAACACAGGAUCAUGGUAUUUUCACGGCCCAGGUAAAUUCUGAUUCUGCUUCCAGUUCUCUUAUGUCUGAUAUUUAUAAUCUAUUGGAAAUCUUUUUUUUUUUUUUUUUUUAGGCAUUGGAAUCCAUUUAUAAAGGUUUUCCUGGAAA